This is a messenger RNA of Mandrillus leucophaeus (drill), 4148 nucleotides long. RefSeq names its product coiled-coil domain containing 132 (gene VPS50). NCBI's taxonomy places the organism in Eukaryota, Metazoa, Chordata, Mammalia, Primates, Cercopithecidae. Gene Ontology annotation, biological process: endocytic recycling; retrograde transport, endosome to Golgi. Gene Ontology annotation, cellular component: EARP complex. The transcript has 29 exons. Bases 247 to 3051 code for a protein of 934 amino acids. Gene Ontology annotation, molecular function: SNARE binding. The record is from RefSeq and is a predicted model, not a curated record.
AGGAUGACCUGGGUCGGCGCCUCCACGUGACCAUCCACUAUGGCUUCCCUGUGUCAGGGCCAGCUGUGUAGUGGCUCGGUGUGAUUUGUUAGCUAUUCGAGGCAGGGUACCCUCCUCAGGACUGAGACAUGCAAAAAAUUAAAUCUCUCAUGACCCGACAGGGUCUGAAAAGCCCUCAAGAAAGCCUCAGUGAUCUUGGUGCCAUAGAGAGUCUCCGGGUCCCUGGAAAGUUAGAACCCUAACGUGAUGUUAACUUUGGAAGAAUUCAGGGAACUUCGAGAACAGCCAAGUGACCCUCAAGCUGAACAAGAGCUUAUUAAUAGUAUUGAACAAGUAUAUUUUUCUGCGGAUUCAUUUGAUGUUGUUAAAUAUGAGCUGGAGAAGCUUCCACCUGUUCUCAAUUUGCAAGAAUUAGAGGCGUACAGAGACAAAUUGAAACAACAGCAAGCUGCAGUAUCUAAAAAAGUGGCAGAUUUAAUCCUUGAAAAACAGCCUGCUUACGUAAAGGAACUUGAAAGAGUUACCUCAUUGCAGACAGGUCUUCAGUUAGCUGCUGUUAUCUGUACAAAUGGCAGAAGACACUUGAAUAUUGCAAAGGAAGGUUUUACUCAAGCUAGUUUAGGCCUUCUUGCAAAUCAAAGGAAACGUCAGUUGCUGAUUGGACUUCUGAAAUCUCUGAGAACUAUAAAAACAUUGCAAAGAACAGAUGUACGGUUAAGUGAAAUGCUGGAGGAGGAAGAUUAUCCAGGAGCUAUUCAGUUGUGCCUUGAAUGUCAGAAAGCUGCCAGCACUUUUAAACAUUACAGUUGUAUAAGUGAACUGAAUUCAAAGCUGCAAGAUACUUUGGAACAGAUUGAGGAACAGCUGGACGUAGCUCUUUCCAAAAUCUGCAAGAAUUUUGACAUUAACCAUUAUACCAAGGUUCAACAAGCUUAUCGACUUCUUGGAAAAACACAGACAGCAAUGGAUCAACUUCAUAUGCACUUCACCCAAGCCAUUCACAACACCGUGUUUCAAGUUGUUCUUGGUUAUGUGGAACUAUGUGCAGGAAACACAGACACAAAAUUCCAAAAGCUGCAAUAUAAGGAUCUCUGUACACAUGUUACACCAGACAGCUAUAUUCCAUGCCUUGCAGACCUAUGCAAAGCACUGUGGGAAGUUAUGCUCAGCUAUUAUAGGACUAUGGAAUGGCAUGAAAAGCAUGACAACGAGGAUACUGCUUCAGCUUCUGAAGGGAAUAAUAUGAUAGGUACUGAAGAAACUAAUUUUGAUCGUGGCUACAUAAAAAAGAAAUUAGAACAUGGACUUACACGAAUAUGGCAGGAUGUUCAGCUAAAAGUAAAAACCUACUUGCUUGGAACCGAUUUGUCUAUAUUCAAAUAUGAUGAUUUCAUCUUUGUUUUGGACAUAAUCAGCAGGUUGAUGCAAGUUGGAGAAGAAUUUUGUGGUAGCAAGUCUGAAGUUUUACAGGAAUCUAUUAGAAAACAAAGUGUCAAUUAUUUCAAAAAUUACCAUAGAACACGGCUCGAUGAACUGAGAAUGUUCUUAGAGAAUGAGACUUGGGAACUUUGUCCUGUUAAGUCAAAUUUCAGCAUCUUGCAACUUCAUGAAUUUAAAUUCAUGGAACAGUCUCGCUCCCCAUCAGUUUCACCUAGUAAGCAGCCAGUCUCAACUUCUUCAAAAACAGUGACCUUGUUUGAGCAGUACUGUAGUGGUGGGAAUCCAUUUGAAAUUCAGGCCAACCACAAAGAUGAAGAAACAGAAGAUGUCUUAGCUUCUAAUGGGUAUGAAUCUGAUGAACAAGAAAAGAGUGCCUAUCAAGAGUAUGACAGUGACAGUGAUGUUCCUGAAGAACUCAAACGAGACUAUGUGGAUGAGCAGACAGGAGAUGUUCCUGUGAAAAGUGUUUCUCGGGAAACUCUAAAAAGCAGGAAGAAAUCAGAUUACAGUCUAAAUAAAGUGAAUGCCCCUAUCUUAACAAAUACAACGUUGAAUGUAAUAAGACUUGUUGGAAAAUAUAUGCAGAUGAUGAACAUUCUUAAGCCAAUUGCCUUUGAUGUUAUUCAUUUCAUGUCUCAACUAUUUGAUUAUUACUUGUAUGCAAUAUAUACCUUUUUUGGUCGGAAUGAUUCAUUGGAAUCCACAGGACUUGGCCUUAGUAGUAGUAGACUAAGAACAACUCUAAACAGAAUACAAGAAAGCCUUAUUGAUCUAGAAGUUUCUGCUGAUCCUACUGCCACACUCACAGCAGCAGAAGAAAGAAAGGAGAAGGUGCCAAGUCCACACCUCAGUCACCUGGUGGUUUUGACAUCUGGGGAUACAUUGUAUGGGUUGGCAGAAAGAGUUGUAGCCACAGAAUCCUUGGUAUUCUUGGCUGAACAGUUUGAGUUCCUUCAGCCGCAUCUGGAUGCUGUGAUGCCUGCAGUCAAAAAGCCCUUUCUUCAGCAGUUCUAUUCUCAGACAGUCUCAACUGCCAGUGAACUACGCAAACCAAUUUACUGGAUUGUGGCUGGUAAAGCCCUUGAUUAUGAACAGAUGCUGCUCCUCAUGGCUAAUGUGAAAUGGGAUGUAAAAGAAAUUAUGUCACAGCACAACAUAUAUGUAGAUGCACUAUUAAAGGAAUUUGAGCAGUUUAACAGGAGGCUAAAUGAAGUUUCUAAGAGAGUUCGAAUACCCUUGCCUGUGUCUAAUAUACUUUGGGAACAUUGUAUACGAUUGGCUAAUCGAACUAUCGUAGAAGGAUAUGCCAAUGUCAAGAAGUGCAGUAAUGAGGGUCGUGCCCUGAUGCAAUUGGAUUUUCAACAGUUUUUAAUGAAACUUGAAAAACUAACAGAUAUUAGACCCAUUCCUGAUAAAGAAUUUGUGGAAACUUAUAUUAAAGCCUAUUACCUAACUGAGAAUGACAUGGAACGCUGGAUCAAAGAGCACAGGGAAUAUUCAACGAAGCAGUUGACUAAUCUGGUGAAUGUUUGCCUGGGAUCCCAUAUCAAUAAGAAAGCAAGACAAAAACUUCUAGCAGCUAUAGAUGAUAUAGACAGACCUAAAAGAUAAUGAACACUGCUCUUUUUUCUCAAUGGCAUUGAUCCUCACUCAACAUAUAUGACCUGAAAGCCAGUUUUUUAAUGCACUUCUGACAACUAUCUGCUAAAAAAUCUUUGUGCAUGUUUUUUUCGACUGGAAAGUGAAAAACAUUGAAAUGUGUGUGGUGUUCUCAUGACUUUUAUAUGCUGUGGUCUCUUCAACUUUUGGUCUCAUUUGUUGUAAUCUGAAAUGAUAUUGUUGGCUUGUCAUAACAAUGGUUAUGUGACUACAGUUAUACAUUUUACAGAAGAAUGUACCAUAAGUAUAUAAUUAGAAGAACAGUGGCUUAAUAUAUGUAUGGGAAGUUUAUGGAGAAUGAAGUUGGCAUUUUUCUACCCUCUGAGCUUGGUUCUUACUAAGCAUAAUGUGAGGGUGAAUGUGUAGUAUCUCGUAAUUAUGAGCACUGCAUGAGAAUUAAAAAACACGUGUAAGUAACAUAGAUGAAAAAUCAGUAUGUUCUCUGUUUUUAAAAUGUCAAAGUUUAUGUCAGGGUUAAUUUAGUUAUAACAAAGUGAUCAUAAAUGAUGAAAUGUAAUAAAUAUACUCGAGUAUGAUCAGCCUAUGUGAGACUACAUUUUGAUUUUUUGUGUGGCAUGCAGAUGUCAUGAACUAUAAUGCAGCUUUUAGCAUGUUCUAAUUUUAAUUGUUUUGUAUCCUGAAACCAAUGGUAAAAAGUAAUUUCAUUGAGUGUGCCUUUUCAAUGCCUGAGUAGCAUACAGAAUCAUGAUUAUGAGAUUUUCUUUUAUCUUUCUUUAUAAACAUAUGGGUUUUUUUUGUUGAAAGUUUUGGUCUCUUUAAAUUCACAUUUUGUCCUAGGACAGUAAAACCCAGGUCAACUGACUCAGGAAGCAGUUGUCUGCUAGUCACGCAUAUAUGUAUGGUCAUAUGUUCACUCUUCUUAAAUAUCUGCCUUUUGUAACACAAAUGUAAAAUAAUAUCAGUCUAGCCAAUGAUGAACUCUGGAAUCCACUUAGUCUUCAGUAAGUAUGUGUUGUUCCUCUAAACUUUGCCCUGAAGCCAGGGAUCUUCUCCUAAUGUAUGUGACAUGAAAAUCCAUUUUCCAUGUA